AUGCUCAUUGACAAGGACCUCGGUGAGAUGCCUCCGGCGGACCGGCCAAGCGAGCGUGCGCUGUGGGUCGCGGCGCUUCUGAACCCCGGGCUCUCGGUCGCCAAGACGGGGAUGGUCGACAGCAUGUACAAGCUCAAGGGCGGCUCAUGGCCGAUGAACACGUACUACUGGUGA
This is a messenger RNA of Emiliania huxleyi CCMP1516, 174 nucleotides long. RefSeq lists its product as hypothetical. Bases 1 to 174 code for a protein of 57 amino acids. Lineage: Eukaryota; Haptophyta; Isochrysidales; Noelaerhabdaceae. The record is from RefSeq and is a predicted model, not a curated record. The transcript is spliced from 2 exons.